UCGACUGCUUUUCCAUCCAGCCACUUUCUCUAAUCCCUAAUACUUUGCUACAAAGCAGAGAACACCCAAGCAGUUCAGUACAGCCUGUUCCAUACAGACUGAAUAAACUCUGCGCCUCAGAAUCACCGACUUGCUGCGAUCAAUUUAUCAAAAUGGCCGGCAUGCUUCCCAUGGCCCUCUACGGCCUCGAGGUCCCCGCUGGCGAUGUCGCCAUUCCAGCGCGACCAGACAUCCCAUCGGCGUACCGGAUCACCAUGGCUGCCAUCGAUCCCAGCGCUGAGCCCGAGGGAGAGGAAGGCCAGCCAGCUCGUGCGACGCUCAAGAUCAUCCGCCAGGCUUUGACUGAAGACUACUCGGACGACGAAGACGAGGAGGACUUCGACAUUGAGGAGCUUGAGCGCAUGCUGGGCGAGCAAGGCGACUCUGACGAGGAUAGCGACGAGGAGGAAGCCAACGGCGGUCCAAGCGAUCCUGCGAAAAGCAAGGCUGCUCGCAAGGCCGCUGCUCAAAAGGCUAUCGAACAGCUCAUCGCUGAGCAGGACGACGAUGACAUGGAUGUGGAUGAGAAGCCGAAUGGUGUCAAUGGCAAGAAGUCUGCCAAGGCUUUGGGCAAGCGCCCAGCUACUGACGACGAGGACUCGGACGAUGAGGAGAUUGACAGCGAUGAUGAGGAGGAGUAUGAGGAGUUCGUCAUCUGCACGCUCGAUCCUGAGAAGCACUACCAGCAACCACUCGACAUCACUGUUGGUGAGAAUGAGCGUGUUCUGUUCAAGGUUUCCGGAACGCACUCCAUCUUCCUGACUGGCAACUAUGUCCAGCCAGCUGAUGAGCACAGCCAUGAGCACGGCAUGUACGACCCAGACAGUGAUGAGGAGGACGAGUACGACCUCGAGCCAGAUAGCGAUGAGCUUGACGAAUAUGACGAGGAGGAUGAGCUGGACGACAUGGAGGACCCACGCAUUACAGAGCUCGACGAGGAGGACGAGGCGCCUGCUCUCAUCGAGGCUAAGCCAUCCAAGGCCGACAAGAAGGGCAAGAACAAGCGCCCUGCUGAGGACGAGACCGCAGACGGCUCUACGAUCGACGAGCUGAUCGCAAAUGCUGCCAAGAAGGAGGGCGCGAACGGCGAGAAGCUCAGCAAGAAGCAAUUGAAGAAGCUCAAGAAGAACGACGGUACCGCCGUUCCAGCCGACGAGGUCGCAAAGAAGGAGGCAGAGGCUCCAAGCUCCACAAAGUCUGACAAGAAGGUCUCUUUCGCCAAAGAGCUCGAGCAAGGCCCAACUCCCACCAAAGACGCGAAGAAGGACAAGGCAGCCACCGGUCCACGCACUGUCAACGGCGUCAAGAUCGAUGACCGCAAAGUCGGUUCUGGUCCCGCAGCAAAGGCCGGCGACCGCGUCGGUAUGCGCUACAUCGGCAAGCUCGAGAGCGGCAAAGUCUUCGACUCGAACAAGAAGGGCAAGCCUUUCAGCUUCAAGCUCGGCUCCGGCGAAGUCAUCAAGGGUUGGGACAUCGGUAUCGCCGGCAUGAGCGCUGGCGGUGAACGCCGUAUCACCAUUCCUGCCCACCUCGCCUACGGCAGCCGUGGAGCUCCUCCUUCAAUCCCAGGCAACGCAACUCUCGUUUUCGACGUCAAGCUCCUCGAAAUCAACAAGAAGUAAAGCAUUUGUCUGUGUUCCGAUCGACUGUACGAGUGUGAGAGAAAGAGAAGAAUUGCAUCAUCAUCAUCAGCCUACUUUCCAGUUUAACCCAAGUGCUGGAGGGAAGGACGGCUGGAAAAUUUGUUUGCAAAGUCUGUUCUUGAUUUUUCGGGUGUUUUUGUUCGUCUUGGGCGUGUGUCUGUUAGAGAAAUGAACAGAGUAUAUGUGUGUGUACAAAAAAGCAAAUGGGCGUCAAGUGCUAGCAGGCGUUCUUUCUUCACUCAAGUUUCGAGACGGGGAAUGUAGGCGUAGGUAGUGUGGCUGCAAUACGCUGAAAAACUAAAUUCCAAAUUAUGAUGAUGUCCGAAUGGCGA
This is a messenger RNA of Cercospora beticola, 2014 nucleotides long. It is a transcript of the gene FPR3, whose product is annotated as peptidylprolyl isomerase FPR3. Gene Ontology annotation, cellular component: chromatin; nucleolus. NCBI's taxonomy places the organism in Eukaryota, Fungi, Ascomycota, Dothideomycetes, Mycosphaerellales, Mycosphaerellaceae. Gene Ontology annotation, molecular function: peptidyl-prolyl cis-trans isomerase activity. The record is from RefSeq and is a predicted model, not a curated record.